This is a messenger RNA of Naumovozyma castellii, 4965 nucleotides long. RefSeq names its product clathrin heavy chain (gene CHC1). The record is from RefSeq and is a predicted model, not a curated record. The transcript has a single exon. The coding region runs from base 1 to 4965 and encodes 1654 amino acids. Lineage: Eukaryota; Fungi; Ascomycota; Saccharomycetes; Saccharomycetales; Saccharomycetaceae.
AUGAGUGAUCUGCCUAUUGAAUUUACAGAAUUGGUCGAUUUAACCUCUCUAGGGAUUUCCCCUCAAUCCCUGGACUUUAGAUCAACCACCUUCGAAAGUGACCACUAUGUUACCGUAAGAGAAUCCCAUGAUGGUUCCAAUUCGGUGUCUAUCGUCGAUCUAGCCAAUGGAAAUCAAGUGACUAAGAAAAACAUGGGUGGUGAUUCUGCCAUAAUGCAUCCAAAUCAAAUGGUUAUCUCCGUGAGAGCUAAUGGAACCAUUGUGCAAAUCUUCAAUUUGGAGACAAAGACAAAAUUGAAAUCGUUUACCCUAACGGAACCAAUCAUUUUCUGGAAAUGGUUAAAUGAUGAAACUUUAGGUUUAGUUACAUCUCAAUCAGUCUUGAUCUGCAAUGUCUUUGAUGGCGUUGUAGAUGCCAGACCUACCGUCUUGACCGCAAGACACGCAAAUUUGAACAAUACCCAAAUUAUUAACUUUGUCGCAAACGCUAAACUAGAUUGGUUUGCUGUGGUGGGUAUAUUACAAGAAAAUGGUCGUAUUGCCGGUAAGAUUCAAUUAUUUUCCAAACAACGUAAUAUUUCUCAAGCAAUUGACGGACACGUCGCUAUCUUCACAAACAUCUUAUUGGAAGGUAAUGGAAGUAGUCCUGUUCAAGUCUUCGUGACAGGUAAUAGAAACGCUACUACUGGAACAGGUGAAUUGAGAAUCAUUGAAAUCGACCAUGAUCAAUCAUUGCCUACUCAAUAUCAAAAGAAAAAUAGCGAAAUUUUUUUCCCACCUGAUGCUACUAAUGAUUUCCCAAUUGCUGUGCAAGUUUCAGAAAAAUAUGGUAUUGUUUACUUAUUGACCAAAUAUGGGUUCAUUCACCUAUAUGAACUAGAAACUGGUACCAAUCUAUUUGUUAACAGAAUUACAGCAGAAUCUGUCUUUACCGCAACUUCAUAUCAUGAAAAAAAUGGUAUUGCCUGUAUUAACAAGAAGGGUCAAGUUUUAGCAGUGGAAAUUUCAACUUCUCAAAUCGUUCCAUAUAUCCUAAAUAAGUUAUCAAAUGUUUCCUUAGCGCUAACUGUGGCAACAAGAGGUGGUCUUCCAGGUGCUGAUGAUUUAUUUACAAAGCAAUUUGAAUCCUUAUUGGCACAAAACGAUUACCAAAAUGCUGCCAAGAUUGCAGCUUCAUCACAAUCAUUAAGAAACCAAAACACUAUCAAUAGAUUGAAAAAUAUUCAAGCUGCACCAGGUGCCAUUUCUCCAAUCCUAUUAUAUUUCUCCACUUUAUUGGAUAAGGGGAAAUUAAAUAAAGAAGAAACUAUUGAGUUAGCUAGACCAGUCUUACAGCAGGACAGAAAACAACUAUUUGAAAAAUGGUUGAAAGAAGAUAAAUUGGAAUGUUCUGAAGAAUUAGGUGACAUCGUUAAGCCAUUCGACACCACAUUAUCAUUGGCAUGUUAUUUAAGAGCACAAUGUCAUCCAAAGGUUAUCUCAUCAUUGGCUGAAUUGCAACAAUUUGAAAAAAUUAUUCCAUAUUGUCAAAAAGUGAAUUUCCAACCAAACUUCUUAGUUCUAAUUUCUACCAUUGCCAGAACUUCUCCAGAUAGAGCUUCUGAGUUUGCCAUCUCUUUGUUACAAAAUCCUGAAACCGCCCAACAAUUGGAUAUUGAAAAGAUUGCUGAUAUUUUCUUCUCUCAAAACCAUAUCCAACAAGGUACUUCUCUAUUAUUAGAUGCUCUAAAAUCUGACACUCCAGAUCAAGGUCAUUUGCAAACCCGUGUCUUGGAAGUCAACUUAUUACAUGCUCCACAAGUGGCUGAUGCUAUCAUGGGUAACAAUAUUUUCUCCCAUUAUGAUAAACCAACUAUUGCCUCUUUAGCUGAAAAGGCAAAUUUAUACCAGAGAGCUUUGGAGAACUAUACCGAUAUUACAGAUAUUAAGAGAUGUAUUGUUCAUACUGAUGCCUUACCAAUUGACUGGUUAAUUGCUUAUUUUGGUAAAUUAAAUGUGGAACAAUCUUUAGCAUGUUUGAGAGCCUUAAUGGACAACAAUUUGCAAGCUAAUAUUCAAAUUAUCGUGCAAGUGGCGACUAAAUAUUCCGAUUUAUUAGGUUCUGCUACCUUGAUUAAGAUGUUCGAAGACUAUAAGGCCACUGAAGGUUUAUACUAUUAUUUGGCCUCCUUAGUGAACUUAACUGAAGAUAAGGAUGUUGUUUACAAAUAUAUUGAAGCUGCUGCCAAGAUGAAUCAAUUCACCGAGAUUGAAAGAAUUGUCAGAGAUAACAAUGUCUAUGACCCAGAAAGAGUUAAGAACUUCUUGAAGGACGCCAACUUGAACGACCAAAUUCCAUUGGUUGUUGUUUGUGACCGUUUCAACUUUGUUCAUGAAUUAAUUCUUUAUUUAUACAAAUCUCAAAAUUUGAAAUUCAUUGAAACUUAUGUCCAACAAAUUAAUCCAUCAAGAACUGCCCAAGUUAUUGGCGCCUUAUUAGAUAUGGACUGUGAUGAGAAAUUCAUUCAAGACUUGUUACAAUCAGUUCUAGGCCAAGUUCCAAUUGCUGAGUUAACUACUGAAGUGGAAAAGAGAAAUAAAUUGAAACUAUUAUUGCCCUUCCUGGAAGCUACUCUAAAUCAAGGUGUUCAAGACCAAGCUGUCUACAAUGCUCUUGCUAAAAUCUACAUCGAUUCGAAUAAUUCUCCAGAGAAGUUCUUAAAAGAAAACGACCAAUACGAUACUUUAGAUGUUGGUCGUUACUGUGAAAAGAGAGAUCCAUACUUAGCUUAUAUCGCAUAUGACAAAGGUUCCAAUGAUGAUGAUUUAAUCAGAAUCACCAAUGAAAACACCAUGUACAAAUACCAAGCUAGGUAUUUGUUAAAACGUUCUGAUCCAGAAUUAUGGAAUAAAGUUUUGAACCCUGAAAAUGUUCAUAGACGUCAACUGAUUGAUUCUGUUAUCUCUGUUGGUAUUCCUGAAUUGACUGAUCCUGAACCAGUUUCUUUAACCGUUCAAGCUUUCAUGAGUAACGAUUUGAAGCUGGAAUUAAUCGAAUUGUUAGAAAAGAUUAUCUUAGAACCUUCUCCAUUCAAUGAUAAUGUUGCUCUACAAGGACUAUUACUUUUGUCUGCAAUUAAGUACGAACCAACCAAAGUUUCCAACUAUAUUGAGAAGUUAGAUAACUACGAUGCUGAUGAAAUUGCUCCAUUGUGUAUUGCCAACGAUUUGAAGGAAGAAGCCUUUGAAAUCUAUGAUAAGCACGAAAUGUACAGUAAGGCCUUGGGUGUCUUGGUUGAAGAAAUCAUGUCUUUGGAUAGAGCUGCUACCUACGUUGACAAAAUUAAUACUCCAGAAUUGUGGUCCCAAUUGGGUACUGCUCAAUUAGAUGGGUUACGUAUUCCAGAUGCUAUUGAUUCUUACAUCAAGGCAGAAGAUCCAUCUAAGUUUGAAAAUGUUAUUGACAUUGCUGAACAAGCUGAAAAAUAUGAAGAGUUAAUCCCAUACUUGCUGAUGGCAAGAAAGACCUUGAAGGAAUCCAAGAUUGACGGUUCUUUAAUUUUGGCCUAUGCUCAACUGGACAAGAUUCAUGAAAUUGAAAAUAUCUUAGCCGGUUCAAAUGUUGCCAAUUUGGAUAAUGUAGGUGAUAAAUUGUUUGAAUUGAAGAAUUAUAAGGCUGCAAGAUUAUGUUAUGCUAGUAUUUCCAACUAUUCUAAAUUGGCAUCUACUUUAGUUUACUUGGAUGAUUACCAAGGAGCUGUUGACACUGCCAGAAAGGCUUCAAAUAUCAAGGUUUGGAAAUUAGUUAAUGAUGCUUGUAUUGAAAAGAAGGAGUUUAGAUUAGCACAAAUCUGUGGUCUAAACUUGAUUAUUCAUGCGGAGGAAUUAGAUGAAUUGGUUAAUAAGUAUGAGACCAAUGGUUACUUUGAUGAAUUAAUUUCUUUGUUUGAAGCUGGUAUGGGUCUUGAAAGAGCUCAUAUGGGUAUGUUUACCGAAUUAGCCGUUCUUUACUCCAAAUAUGAACCAAAGAAGACCUUUGAACAUUUAAAAUUAUUCUGGUCAAGAAUUAAUAUUCCUAAGGUCAUCAGAGCUGUGGAAGACGCCCAUCUAUGGCAAGAACUGGUAUUCCUAUAUGCUCAUUAUGAUGAAUGGGACAAUGCUGCUUUGGUCAUGAUCGAUAAAUCUACGAAGGAUCUGGAUCAUUCUUAUUUCAAGGAGGUUAUUGUGAAGGUUUCCAAUCUGGAAAUUUACUACAAGGCUAUUAACUUUUAUGUUAAAGAACAUCCAUCUUUGUUAAUUGAUCUGCUAUCUGUUUUAACUCCAAGAUUAGAUAUUCCAAGAACUGUAAAGAUCUUUGCCAAAUCUGAUAACUUACCUCUAAUUAAGCCAUUCUUAAUUAACAUUCUACCAAAGAAUAACUCUGUGGUUAACGAAGCUUAUCACGAAUUAGUUAUUGAGGAAGAAGAUUACAAGGCUCUACAAGAUGCUGUCGAUGCUUAUGAUAAGUUUGACCAAUUGGGUCUUGCUGCCACAUUAGAAACUCAUGAUCUAAUCUUUUUCAAGAAGAUUGCCGCACUGUUAUACCGUAGAAAUAAGAAAUGGGCCAAGUGUUUGACUAUCUUGAAGAAUGAGAAGCUUUGGAAGGAUGCAAUUGAAACCGCUGCAAUUUCUCAGGACCCUAAAGUUGCAGAAGAUUUAUUAUCGUACUUUGUGGAAACUGGCAACAAGGAAGCAUUUGUUGCUCUGUUGUAUUCAGCAUACCACCUCAUCCAAUAUGACGUUGUUUUAGAACUUUCAUGGUUGAAUUCCUUAGAUGAUUAUAUUAAGCCUUAUGAAAUUUCCAUUAAGAAGGAACAACAAACAAAUAUUCAAAAACUUUCGGAGCAACUAGCUGAAAAAUCUGGUGAAGCAGGAGCAAAUGCCUCUGGUCAACCUUUGAUGUUAAUGAAUAGCGCUAACACUAAUGGUUUCAAUGGUGGAUUUUAA